This is a messenger RNA of Tigriopus californicus, 2123 nucleotides long. RefSeq names its product synaptotagmin 1-like. The record is from RefSeq and is a predicted model, not a curated record. Gene Ontology annotation, biological process: calcium ion-regulated exocytosis of neurotransmitter; synaptic vesicle endocytosis; regulation of calcium ion-dependent exocytosis. Gene Ontology annotation, molecular function: syntaxin binding; phosphatidylserine binding; calcium ion binding. NCBI's taxonomy places the organism in Eukaryota, Metazoa, Arthropoda, Copepoda, Harpacticoida, Harpacticidae. The transcript is spliced from 5 exons. Bases 310 to 1599 code for a protein of 429 amino acids. Gene Ontology annotation, cellular component: synaptic vesicle membrane; axon; dense core granule.
GGAAAGGAAAAGCGUACGAGAGAAAGUCUUUCGGAUGGAAAGCUCGUAUGUCCUGAUACACAAUGGUCGCUGUAUCUGUCAAGAUCUGAGUGUGGGACAAGUCCCCACUGACUCCUUUGCAGUCUUGGUGUCAGAAACGCUCCUUGGUCUGAAGAUCCGAGACUGAGAGUGGUGUCCCAAUACUUUAGCGUUAUCUUUGGGGGAUGGUCACACCAUGAAACGUUAUGGAUUGCCCUUGAUUAUGUUAAUAGUGCUCCUCACAACUCUUCGAGUCUGAUCUGAUCACCCCUUGCACCCCAAUUGGCAGCCAUGGCUCCUCCUCACACCAUCUCCAAACGAGAAGCCAAAGAAGGUGGCCUCAUGAAGCUGGAACAUGCCAUCGAAGAUGACAUGGCCAAGAUUGCCACCCAGACCGGGAUGAAGACAUGGCAAGUGUUCGUCAUCUUCUUGGUCGUUUUCCUCGGGGUCGCGGUUUUGGUGGGUUGGUGUGCUUGGCGAUUCUUCCGCAAGCGAAGAAAGCCCAAGGACGAGGAGAAAAAGGCUGGCAAGAAGGACGAUGAGGAUGUCCUGGUGGAAAACGAGGAAGACGAGGCCAAGGAGGGUGCUGAACUCACGGGCAAGAAGCAUGAAAUCGAGUAUUUGGGCAAGAUCCAAUACGAGCUCAAGUACGACUUUAACACUCAAACACUCGUGGUGAAGGUCAUCCAAGGCACUGAGCUCCCAGCUAUGGAUAUGGGUGGUGUGAGCGAUCCCUACGUCAAAGUCUACUUGAUCCCUGAGAGCAAAGGCCAAAAGAGGUUCGAGACUAAAGUCCAUAGGAAGACACUGAAUCCGUUUUUCAACCAAUCGUUCGAGUUUAAGAACCUGCCUUAUGCCGAGACCUUUGACAAGACCCUGAUCUUCUCCGUUUUUGACUACGAUAGAUUCUCGAAACACGAUCAAAUUGGAGAGGUGAAAAUUCCCUUGUGCCAAGUCGAUCUGGCCCAAACCAUCAACGAAUGGAAAGACAUUCAAUCCCACAAAGAAGAUGACGAGUAUUUCGGGGACGUGUGCUUCUCUCUUCGUUAUGUGCCAACUUCCGGGAAACUCACGGUGGGAAUUUUGGAAUGUCGACGACUCAAAAAGAUGGACAUCACCGGAGCGUCAGAUCCGUAUGUGAAAAUUAAGCUGUUGGAUUCCAAAGGAAAACGGAUCGGAAAGAAAAAGAAGACAACGGUCAAAAAUGCCAACUUAAACCCAUAUUACAAUGAGUCAUUUGUGUUCAUGGUGGAGCAAAGUAUGCUCAGGAAAGUCAAUUUGGAGAUUACUGUGCUUGAUUAUGACCGCAUUGGUGGAUCGGAUGCCAUUGGAAGGGUGUUGCUGGGUUACAAUCGCAAAAAACUGGAGAAGAAACAUUGGGUGGAGAUGGUGGACAACCCUCGGAGACCCGUUAUUCAUUGGCACGUCCUUCAGGAUCCGGAACCUGGUGAAGAAGAGGAAGACGAGAAAAAGAAGAAAGACAAAGAUGGGAAGAAGAAAGACGGAAAAGACGCCAAAGAUUCAAAGGACGUAAAGCCGGCGGAGGAUUCCAAGAAAGAGAAGGAAAAGGAUAAGAAAUAGGAGAGAUAGUCGGCAAAUGUGCCCAUACGUGUUUUAGCAGAUCCUCUGAAAAUCAGUCUCCACCGAUCAACGCCCACGGCAAACUCAAUUAUGGCAUGAAUAGAACAAGAAUAAUGCUGAACCUUUUGAAUCGAUUCAUUCAUGUCCAUUGAUGCUGGGACGAAUUCCGGAGAUUGGCCGAACGAGAAUCACGACCAACUAGGUAGACUCAAGAUGAUUGCUUUUGCCAUCACUACCUUGAUAAAUCGUAAUUGAUCAUCGAUAGAAGAGCCCUUUCCAAGCAGAACACCCAAACACGUUAUUGUUACUAUGUUUAUCUGUAAACCCAAAACAAACAUCGCCUAAUCGUGACUUAAAAUAUAUAGACGCUCUCAAUUAGCCGGCAGGCAAAUGGGUCAAAACAUAACCAUGUAGCAUUUAUUAUUCUCCCUCAUUGAGGUCAAAACCAAAAAAUGAUUACAUACCAAAUGAACUCGAUGAAUGAGGCUUAUUGAAGAUUGUGUGGAAAGUGCUGCGUGAAGGAU